AUGUCAGCCGAACGAUUUAACUGCCAUUACUGCAAAGAUCCUCUGCUGGGGAAGAAAUACAUCCUGAAAGAGGACACGCAGUACUGCGCCAAGUGCUACGAGAACCUGUUUUCCAACUGCUGCGAGGGCUGCGCUCUGCCCAUCGGCUGCAACAACAAGGAUCUCUCCUAUAAGGACCGGCACUGGCACGAGAACUGCUUCAAGUGUGGCAAAUGUGGGCGCUCGCUAGCAGAGAAAGCAUUCGCCGCGAAAGACGAGCUGCUCCUCUGCACCGAAUGCUACUCCAGCGAGUACUCUGCCAAGUGCGCCAGCUGCACCAAAACCAUCAUGCCGGGAUCCCGGAAAAUGGAGUACAAGGGGAGCAGCUGGCAUGAAACCUGCUUCCUGUGCCAGCGCUGCCAACAGCCAAUAGGAACCAAGUCCUUCAUCCCUAAAGAAAACAGCUUCUACUGCGUUGCGUGUUUCGAGAAGCAGUUCGCUCACCAGUGCUGCGCUUGUAAGAAAGCCAUCACUACGGGAGGGGUCACGUACCAGGAGAAGCCCUGGCACCGCGAGUGUUUCACAUGUAUCGGGUGUAAGAAACAGCUAGCGGGCCAGCGCUUCACCUCCAGGGAGGAUUACCCAUACUGCCUGAAGUGUUUCAGCAACCUGUACGCCAAGAAAUGCGUCGGCUGCACCAAACCCAUCACCAGUUUAUCAGGAGCUAAGUACAUCUCGUUUGAGGAGCGUCAGUGGCACAGCGACUGCUUCAUCUGCAUGCAGUGCUCCAUCUCGUUGGUGGGCCGUGGUUUUCUCACCCAGCGGGACGGCGUGCUGUGCACCGACUGCGGCCGUGAGAAGUGACCUCACGCCUCUCUGAUCAGCGGUGUGCACCGAUAUGGUUUUGAAGAUCUUCAUUAACACCAGCCUGGUUAUUUUAGUUCUCGGUCUACAGGUCUUAAUCUUUAGGAAGGGUCUAGGUAGUACCACGGUACAAAAAUCAGCUCAAAUAAAGUGGUAAUUAAUGUUUGUGUGGUUAAUUAGCUGAAUCUUACACUGAUGUUUUAAAGCUCACCUGUGAUUGAAGUGAAUUAUUACAAUAAAAGCUUUAAUGAAU
Messenger RNA from Trichomycterus rosablanca, 1096 nucleotides. It is a transcript of the gene fhl5, whose product is annotated as four and a half LIM domains 5. The transcript is spliced from 5 exons. Lineage: Eukaryota; Metazoa; Chordata; Actinopteri; Siluriformes; Trichomycteridae. The record is from RefSeq and is a predicted model, not a curated record. Gene Ontology annotation, molecular function: transcription coregulator activity. Bases 1 to 843 code for a protein of 280 amino acids. Gene Ontology annotation, cellular component: Z disc; nucleus.